GUAACAGUUGUAAAGGUCAACUCAGUGCCAAACUUCACUCGAUGCUGUAUUGCAAUGGAAACCUCCUAUGCUCCUAUCGAGAGCGCACACGACGAUCAAUCCCGAAAAAGUAGAAUGAUAACCAAUGGGAAACGAGGCUUCACCACUGCUCUCAGCCACACAGAGGAUAACUGGCUAGUGGAGAUCAUCUGCGUGGCUCUCGGCGCCGUAUUCAUCGCUGUUCUCUGCCUCGUCCUCCACGCCUACGAUGGGGAAAUCGCACCGACUCUGGGGUCCGCGUUUGGUAGCAGUCUCACGCUCAACACUAUCGUUGCGAUUAUCGCUGCUGCAGCAAAACUUCUGUUGGUACUGCCUGUGGCAGAGUGUCUGGGCCAACUUAGAUGGAUCUGGUUCGCGCGCGGCAACCGCCAUCUGAAUGAUUUUGAUGCGUUCGAUCGCGCUGUGAGAGGGAGCAUAUGGAGCGCAUUCGAGGUGCUGUGGAUGACAAAACUAAGAAGUCUCGUUUCUCUGGGAGCUUUUAUCACCCUCUUUGCGGUUGCGAUUGAUCCGCUUUCGCAACAACUCAUUGUGUACCGCACAGAUAGCAAACCCACUGAUGUAAAUGCUACAAUGCCUAUUGCAGUGCUCUAUCACGAUGUAGCAACCAAUGCGGAGGCCAUCGUUGGUCCAGGCUGGAAAGAUCUGCCAAAGGGGGGAAACCUCUCCCCCACCGAUUACUCAUACAUCUCCAUCGGCAUGAAAAGUGCAGUUCAGUCCGGCCUCGCGAGUGGUAAAAAAAGGAUUGCCGAACUGCCAGCUACCUGUCCAGGCGGCAACUGCACGUUCGGCGACUACUCGUCGCUCGCAGUCUGCGUUUCUUUCGCAGACGUAACUGAACAUCUCCGCGAAGUUAAGGAGCGAAUCUUACUCACUGAUGACCACUAUCUCGUGAGAUAUGGCGGAGAUGAAGAUCUUUUCGACGCAGCAGGCGAGAUCAACAUCAGCUCAGUCGCCACGGGCUUCCAGACACCGCAGAAAAAGGGACGUCCUACCUUGUUAAACUUCAAUCAGUCCAUCUCUUUCAAAGAUCUCCCGUUCCCUCUCGCAGACAUGUUCGUCAUAACCAGCAACGGCAGUGUUCCAGCCCCGCCAGACAAGAAUAUCGGCACUAUCGAGAUCAAGUACGCAGCGUUUGAAAUCGCCCUCUCAUGGUGUAUACAAUCCUAUACCACCCAAGUCAUCAAUGGUACUUCAAUCACACAAAAACUUUCAGAGAACCGCAAUUUCACCUGGUCCGAAGGCUUGUAUGCCCUCGUCAACGACGCUCCUGACCCAGGCCAUCCCAGGCGACAUUGGAACGUUGACGGCCUACACCACGCCUCUCUGCAGUGGUACCUUAUGCAGCUUUUCAGCGGCGAGGAAAAAAAGUCUCGUGUGGCACGCACUGCCACUUCUGACGUUGCGCAGGUGCUCUUUGAGCCUUUCAUGGACCUAGAUACAGGGGGUCCAAAGGGGAAUAUCAGCAAGCAGUUGUAUCAGACAGAGCGCGAGGGUCUGCGUCUCAUCUUUGACAAUGUAGCAACAAGCAUGACGAACCGAGUCCGCGCCCCUGAGCGCGGGUUCACAGUCAACGGAACAGUACUUGCGCCAGUUACAUUAGUACAUAUUCGUUGGCCUUGGAUUACAGCACACGCCUGCUUUGCGCUCUUUAGCUUUUGCCUUCUUGUCGCGACUAUAACUUCCCACAGGGCAAGUCCAUUAAGGGGCAUAGCGCCUUGGAAAAGCUCUGGGGUAGCAAUUCUACAUGCACUCGACCCAGGCUUGCAGAGAAGAAUAGGAGGCGUAGUAAAGAUGUCAGAAGCACAAGAACUUUGCAAGGGGAAGCGGGUGCGACUAGAUAGUACUAUAGGUAACAAGUGGAUGCUAGUAGAAGUAGAAAACAACAAAUAG
Molecule: messenger RNA, 1929 nt
Organism: Periconia digitata
Lineage: Eukaryota; Fungi; Ascomycota; Dothideomycetes; Pleosporales; Periconiaceae
Source: the annotation of a GenBank genome assembly